Fonsecaea monophora is the source of this 732-nucleotide messenger RNA. RefSeq lists its product as hypothetical. The record is from RefSeq and is a predicted model, not a curated record. The transcript has 5 exons. Bases 1 to 732 code for a protein of 243 amino acids. NCBI's taxonomy places the organism in Eukaryota, Fungi, Ascomycota, Eurotiomycetes, Chaetothyriales, Herpotrichiellaceae.
AUGCUGACAAUUAGUGAAGCUCCCUACUCUCGUACCCUCUUAUUAGAUCCCUGUAAUUCAAGCUCUUCUCCUGCUCCUCUAACAGUAUGUACUGCGGUGACUGUUACGGUCCGCGUGCUAACCGCCAUAGUAUCUGCCGCCGUUACUGCCCCUACUGCCCCUAUUGUCGAUCGCCCCGCGACCCCGGUCGCUGCCGGCGGUAGGGCCGAGGAUCCUGGGGAUAACCGUCCUCUACGGCGCCCCCUCCCUAACGAUGCGCCCCCCGCCCCCUCUCCCUCUAAGCGGGCUAAGACGGCGAAGGCUAAGGGCUCCUGCUGCUGCCGCUACCUACGUCGCCUGCGGGCCGCAGGCGAUGCGGCGGGGCGGGAGAUCGAAUGUGUUUUUAUGACCGAGACGGGUCGUCGUUCCACUAAUUACUCUUAUUACAGUAAGGGCAAGCGCGGUAGCCGCUCAGGCUGCGUGCCGCGCGAGGCGGACGCCAUCGACGCCGAGCUCCGGCUCGUCGAGACCGACGUGGCCCGUAAGUCGGCGGGUGGUCUUACUAUUGGGGGCCGUAUGCGUUCCGCCCGCGAUUCUAGUGCGGGUACUGCGGGUGCUGGCGGCGGCCAGCUUAAACUUCUGUUAGCCUACCUUAUCGACGCCGUGCGGGCCGCGGUCGACUCCUACCGGGAGGUGAAUAACUUGGAGGCUCGGGUGUGGCCCGACGAGGAUUCGGGCUCCGAUGCGGAGUGA